UAAAAAUCAAAAUAAAUAUUUGUCAACGAUAGGGGGACCCUCAUUUCGUCAUGAGUUACAGUUUGACUAUUCAUUUUGAACUAAUAAAAGCGCAAUGUGCCGCAAAUUUAACCUCUUUUGCACUAAUAUCCUUGUAGAUUAUCAAGCUAUUAACGAUCUGGUUAUAGGGACUAUAUGUCUAAUCUACGCCAUUUACUCCCUUGAAGCUUCUAAAAAUAGCAGCUUUAUUCACAGGAGCUUCAAAUUCUUCCUUAUAGGACUCAGUCUUUCGAUGAUAAUGAAAAGCACUCUUUUGUUAUACGGAAUCAAAAAAGGUCACAAGAAGUGUAUUUUUGUCUAUUUAAUCCUAACUACGGUAGUUCUACUCAUAGCGAAAGGAUUCGUGAUCAAUGAAGGCAUUCAAAUGAAUAAAACCGUCAACGAAAUUUCUGAAAUUGAAGGGUUUAAAGAGUACAAAGAACCACUGCGGCACAACUUUGUCUUUGUUUAUGCUAUUUUCUUUCCUUUCAUUUUUGCCAUGAACUGGUUUAUUCAGUUUUAUGUGUAUUUGUUUUAUAGGAGUCUUCAUGUGGAGACUCACAAGGAAUCGUCAUCCGAAGGAAGCGAGGGCUUAAUUGAUAGUUCAAAUGUUUAAUUAAAAAUAGAACGAAAUAAAGAAAUAAAUAUUG
Messenger RNA from Zophobas morio, 668 nucleotides. RefSeq lists its product as uncharacterized. The record is from RefSeq and is a predicted model, not a curated record. NCBI's taxonomy places the organism in Eukaryota, Metazoa, Arthropoda, Insecta, Coleoptera, Tenebrionidae. The transcript has 3 exons. The coding region runs from base 95 to 634 and encodes 179 amino acids.